Messenger RNA from Heteronotia binoei (common prickly gecko), 4131 nucleotides. RefSeq names its product proline rich 36 (gene PRR36). The record is from RefSeq and is a predicted model, not a curated record. Bases 104 to 3679 code for a protein of 1191 amino acids. The transcript is spliced from 6 exons. Lineage: Eukaryota; Metazoa; Chordata; Lepidosauria; Squamata; Gekkonidae.
CGCUGCCAUUGGCUGGCCAGGUCGAAGGUAAAGCAGAGGGCUGUAACCUGUUUGCUGGGUCAAAGAGAUACAGACAACCUGCCCAGGGCUUGUGGGUGUGAAAAUGGAUGGUGGAGCAGCUGCUGAUGGGAACUCUGCUCCAUGGGAGAAUGGUAUGACAGCCACCAGUGAAGUGGCACCAGCUGCCUGUCUGCCUGCAGGGAAACAAAAAUCUGGCAAGACCACUCAGCCAGCAGCUGUCGCAUCUCGCCCUCCCGUAGUUCCUUGUGGUGCUUCCAAGACACUCAACAAUGGCCCAGCUAAGAAGCCUAACGUCUCUCAGACCAACCCCUUGAUGCCCAAAAACAGUGGUGUUGGCAACACGUCUGGGAGAGCAGCAGUGAAAAAGGCAGUGGGGGAGAAACCCAGCGGGGUGAAGGCUUCAGAAAAGCUGGUCCAGAGCAAGGAGAUGCAACAAAAACCUGCAAAAUGGGCAUCGCAGCCUGCAGUGCCUGCCCUAAAGUCGACGGCCACAAAGCCCAAGAGACCUGAACAGCCUAAGCCCACCAGGACUUGGUUACCAGGGACUAAGAAUGCAACUUCAUCAGCCUUAAGCAGAGCACCAGUCAGUGACAGAUGUGUAAGCAAACCUAAGCAGACAUUGCCACCUGCUGGUCAGGCUGCAGCAGUGCAGCAACAAAAAAGCACCCAGGCGACGCCAAGAGAUCCCACCAGAGCUGCCACCAUCCCAAAGACCAAGUCUUCAAGCAUUAACCCUACUGUGAAAAAGUUACCUGGCACCAAACCUCUCAAGCUCCCAAAUUCCAAACUGCAAUCUGACCCAGGCCUUGGACAGAAGAAUGUUACCACAUCUGUGAAUGCCAGGCUUCUGGAAAAGAAGCUUUUGGAUGCACCUAAGCCCAGAACUCCUCUCAAGACAGCUGCUGGGAGUGCCCGUCCAGCAACGCCAUACAGAGCCCCCGUGCCCAAGCUACUGGCUGCAGGGAGUAGUCUGGGCAAGAAGCUUCUCAAGAAAGAUGGCCUUCCAAGCCAAGAGCAAGCUUCUCCUCCAAAAAGGCUUCAAAAGGCAACUAAUGAAGAGAAUGUAAAUCCAGCUGAUGGUGAAGUAGAAAGUACCUUCAUUGAGAAUACAAGGCCUGUGGAACUGGAGACCACAACAGAGGUAGAGACUGAUAGUCAGCUUCUCUUGAAAGAACCUGUGACCAGCAGGCUAGAAACACAAGAGACUGAUCAAAGUGUGCCAAUGGACAUGGGAGGGAAGGAGGAUGAGGCUGGGCAGCUGGGUGUAAUGGCUUCGCAUGUGUCAACUCCACUGCUGGAAGCAUCACUUCUGGCCUUUCCUAAUCCACAAGACGUGAAUGUCUCUUCUCCCAGUGGAAUGCCUGACUUGCCUGUCCAUGAGAUCCCAGAGCUUUCAAAUGAAACACUGAAUUUACACACACAGCUACUCUGCCAGCCGUCUUCUCCUACUCACUUGACACUUGGUCCUCAGACUCCACCUUCAGAAUCUCUGCAGUCUAGUGGAGAAGGCACAGACUUCCUGCACUCAAAGGAACAAGUACUUCUAUGCUCAGAUCCUCCAGUGCCUGUUGAGCAGCUGUACCCAUUGCAUGAAAUCACAGCGUCUUGUGAAGAUGUCUGCGGCCUAUCAACCUCCUCCCUAGAAGAAGAUUCCCAGAUACUGUUUAAGGAGGAGGCUCCUGUGCUGAGCUGUGUUAGUGGACUUCCUUCUCCUGCCUCCUUUGUUGGGCUUGCUGAAGAAGUCCAACCUAUGAAGCUGCCAGGGCUGAUGGCAGGAGCACAGGAGGAACCAGCCUUCCAGGUGGAACAGUCUCCCUCAUCCAGCCAGGGAGGUUCUCCUAUGAGAAUUGCAGCUGAGGAUAGUGAAGGGCAUAGUGGCUUUGAUGAACGGGCUGAGGUAAUCACCCUGCCUCUGAGUGAAGACAAAGAGUGGCAGAGGGAAGCUUCUCCUGUGGAGGUGGACAAUGAGAGGUUAAGGAUGAGCCUUUUAGACUUUGAAGCAAAGAUAUCUCCGAGUACAGAGGGCACUCUGGAGUUAGCCACGUCUCCUCAGGCAGAAGAGCCAAACAGAACAGUCGUUCUUGUUGAAGGUGAAUUGGUGGAAGUGCUGCAUAUAGGAGACCAUCCAGACACCGGUAAGGCUGUUGAGGACAAGUCUCGUCUCCCUUUGCUUGCAGGUGAAGCAGCCUUGCUCCCUGCAGAGUCCAUGGGAGAUGCUUCUGCAGGCCACGGUGAUGCACCCAGCUCUGUGGGUGAAUGUUCUUGCAUAGGAGGCCCCGGGGGUGAUGCCAUGGCUGAAGUAUGUCUUGGCAGCCCAAAACAAGAGGACGCUCCCAAGUGCAAAGAUCUUUUGCCCUGCCUUUCAGGGGAGAUGUUGCUGGGUAGUGGCAUUGGCCAGAUGUUGAUGCCCAAGCCUCAGACUUUGCCCUUAAAGAGCCUUGACCUGUUGCAGGAGCCUCCUGCCCCGUUUCCUGAAGCUCCGGAACUGCUGUUGAGUAGCACAGCGCUGAAGGGCCAUUCCCCUGAAAGGGGGAGCUCCUCCAAAUCCAGCACCUUGAGUGGCCCUGACCUGGCUGGCAAGAGCAGCAGCGAGACCAGCACUCCAGAGGAGCUGCGAGACUAUGACAGCAGCUCAGGAGUGGAGUCCAAGUCUGAUGAGAAACUGGAGCAGACCUGCCACCAUCUGCUGAGCCCCCUCGAGGACCUGCCUGGCGAGCUAGACCUGGGCAUCCACAUGGAGAAAGGAGACGACGAGGCAGAGACUCUGCCGGCUGACGAAAUCCUUGGUGACCCACCUACUGAGCCUACGGUGUCCACCUCCGAGGGGGAGGAGGAAGUAGAGCUGGAUGCAGACCUCCUGAAAGACCCAGGCUUCACACAAACAGUAUGCCUGUCCAGGUCUCCCCCUGGCAAGCCCUCCUUGCCCCACUCGGUGGAAGAAUCUGACGAGCCAGGCUCUGGCGAUGCUGGCACAGAGACCCCUGCUUCGACCAACUCUGCGGCUUCUUGCGACGUCUUUGGUGCCUUCCACCUCCAUUCCAUUGACAGCUGUGGCAAGAGUCCCGGCCUUUCUUCCCUGGAGAGUGAGGAGCACUCCACAGAAGGUAGCAAGGAGCUGCUCCCUAAAGAGUUGCACAGCAAGAUGCCUGUGGAUUGGGAGCCCCCAGCACCAGCUUCUCAGAAGGCCCGGGGGCAGGGGGAAGAGCCAUCCCCACCUUUCACUGCCACUCAUAACCUGGCUGCAGGUGACAAUGGGGCUGGCUUGCCCUUCCCCUGGGAACCAUGUCCAUCAGAGAUCCUUUCCACUAUCUAUGAAGUAGAAAGUGGUGCUGAGACAUCUGGCCUGGACGAAGAGGACGGGAGUCGCUGCUUGCGUGCUGCCUCUCAAGAGCAGGGCCUUCACCUAGGAAGCAUCCAGGCUACAGUUGUGCAGCAGCUAAUCAGCCGGACACUGCUUUUCUCAGCAGAGGCACCGUUGGGUGUUGUUGGUGGGAAGGGGCCUUUGAGCAAUGAAGCUGAGAUUAGCAAAUGGACAGAACUGAUAUCCCCUCUGGACGAAUCGCGAGCCAGCAUAACUUCUGUGACGAGCUUCUCCCCUGAGGACAUGUCAUCCCCCCAUGGGGACUGGACUGUGGUAGAAGUAGAGACCUUUCACUGACUUCUUUCUGAGUUUAAUCUUGUGGCCAUUUUUUGGCUCUCGAGUCCUUUCCUUAUAUUGUGACCAGCCAUUCUUGAUGGUGCCUUGGACUCUUCAAGUAUUAUGUAACUGAAGAUAUCCAUUUCUUCUCCCCUUCCUGGGCAGCUGAUGUCAGCAGAGAAAGCUGUGAUGGUUUGUGCUGUUGGCUCUUGGUGUAGCUGACCAUACUGGAGCAGUGCCUGUUCAUCCCUUCCAAGAACAUGCAAACUCCCUUUUGACGCGGUUAUUGGCUUACUAGGUUGUUGAGUCAUUUAUACUACUUUAGGUCUUCAGUUGUAUAGAAUAGAUUCUCUCCAGUACAGGGAUCUAGUCACAAGUAUAAUUGUUUAGUUAAAAUUUACAAACUUAAGGAUGGCACAUUCUCUCACUUAAGGCUGCCACAGUGUAUAAACAAUCAGCUAAUUUGAUGCCAC